Molecule: messenger RNA, 1780 nt
Organism: Carassius auratus (goldfish)
Lineage: Eukaryota; Metazoa; Chordata; Actinopteri; Cypriniformes; Cyprinidae
Gene: ndfip1
Product: Nedd4 family interacting protein 1
Exons: 7
Coding region: 197-829 (210 amino acids)
Biological process (GO): ubiquitin-dependent protein catabolic process; positive regulation of protein ubiquitination; vacuolar transport
Cellular component (GO): Golgi apparatus; perinuclear region of cytoplasm; endoplasmic reticulum
Molecular function (GO): WW domain binding
Source: RefSeq, a predicted model, not a curated record
CGCACUGAAACACACUGCGCAUGCGCAGUCGCAGUCGCCAUUGUUUGUGCUCGUGAUCGGCCUAGUACUGUUGAUCUGACUUCUUACGAGAAUAUUUAAAUUAACGAACAGACAGUUUGUGAUAUUAAGUCAAAGUUACGUUAAACUAGUGAUCAUUACUGUAUGAGUGAUUAAGUGAAAAGAUCGACGCGGGAGAAUGACAGAACAGAGGAGUGGAUAUCAGCAGUUGAAUAAUGAGGAGUCAGAGGAGGUGUUACAACAAGCUGCGGAUGCGCCUCCGCCGUACAGCAGCAUCCCAGCGAAUAAUGCAGCUUUCUUUGAGUAUAAAGAAGAUGAUGUGUACCCCAAACCUCCGUCGUACAACGUCGCCACGUCACUGCCGUCAUAUGACGAGGCUGAGAGGAGCAAAGAAGAGGCCACCAUUCCUCUAGUCACCGACAGGGAUGAGGACUUCAUUGCCAGAGACAGUUUUGAUGAUACGGAUCAACUGCGGGUUGGGAACGAUGGGAUUUUCAUGCUAACGUUUUUCAUGGCGUUCCUCUUUAACUGGAUUGGCUUCUUCCUGUCCUUCUGUCUGACCACGUCUGCGGCGGGACGCUACGGAGCCAUCUCUGGGUUCGGACUGUCCCUGGUCAAAUGGGUCCUGAUUGUCAGGUUUUCUACCUACUUCCCUGGAUAUUUUGAUGGCCAGUACUGGCUGUGGUGGGUUUUCCUUGUUGUAGGAUUCCUGCUGUUCUUCCGGGGAUUUGUUAACUAUUCCAGAGUUCGCAACAUGACCGAUCAUUCCAUGUCCACCCUUCCUCGUACCCGAGUUCUCUUUAUCUAUUAGGUGAAGCACAAGAAGUUAUUUCCCAAAGUUUUUUUUUUUUUUUUUUUAGAUGUAAGUGCAUUGCAUUAGUGGAAAAUCAAUUAAAAGACAACCUUUCGGUGAUAUAAAUGAUUAUGGUCAUGAUAUUUAAAUGAAGAUGACAUUUUUUCCUCCUUUGACUUUGUGAAUGGAUUAAAAUCUCCGGAUAAUUGCAAAAUGAUCAAAACAGCAAAGUCAACAAAUCUUUUUUGAAUCUUCACGACUUAAACGGCAACAUCUGCUUCAGACGCCCUUGCACUUCUCUAUAGUUUGCAUAAUGCAAUUUAUUACACUGGCAUAUUUUACUUAAGCUUUUGAGUUCCUCCAGCCAUUAAUCAGUGCUUAAUUAAACCGUACAGUAUGCAUUCAUUAUGCAGUUAGAAGCUGACAUGUGCAUGUGCUCCAGUUCAGAAUGCUUUUGUUAAAUUCCCUCUCACAGUUUGUUUCUGUGAGUUUUCUCUUAAUUUGUGGGAAGGUUGUAAUUUUUUUCUUUGUGGGUAAAUCUAGUAACUGACCUUUGUGAACAAGAAGAGAGAUAUUAAAUGAUAAAAACAUAUACUUUCAAGAUCUAAACAGGUCCUUGUAAAGCAAAAAGCAUAUUAAAAGUGUAUUCAAAAAUAUGUCGGCUUGUUUUAAAUUCCUCAUCCUGUCACCAAACAGACCAAAAUACUCUUAUUAUAGAAAAGGUCCAUUUAGCUUGAUAGCAGUUCAAUAUGAACAGCAACCUGAUUCAGCAUUAAAGCACACCUGAUGUGAUGCGCUUAAUCGAUCAAUGUGAAUAACACAAUAUUUUAUGAUGCCAAAUGUAGCAGUAGAUGGUUAUAUUGAAGGCUUCAGUAUGGGCUAGUGCUUCACAAUGUGCUGUUUGUGAUUUGUAUGUUUUACAGUUGUCGAGUAACUUUUAAUAAAUGUAACACAUAUGGCAACACCACA